AUGGCGACAAUGGAAGAGGUCUUCCAUUGCCGAUGGGGUCCACGGUCGGUGUGCUCGGAGAUUAUUGACACAAAGAACUCGACCAUGGCCAUCGACCUUUGGUCGGUCGUAAAUUACAUCACAGAUCGCCCACUAGCGAGGCCCAAACGUCACCAGGAGCAGGAGCAGCUCGCGGGCUUCCCAGACGUCCCGACCCGCAAUCCAGCCCGCGCUGCCAAUGUGAGUCAGGUGCUCUCGGCCCGCGGGCCCGAAGUUCAGCCCGCGAACAGCACGCAAGCUCUGCAGCGUCCCAGGCCCAAUUCCGCGGCCCAAUCCCCGUGUUGGGCGGCCCAGAGGCGCGCACAUAGCCCAAUUUCCUGGCAGCUUCAACGACGCUUUUCCCUGCUCCUGUCUUGUGGUGGGUCUGGACGGAUAGGUCCUUCGGCGGGGGCGGCCCUCGGUCUCAGCAGGGGUGCUUGA
Molecule: messenger RNA, 459 nt
Organism: Striga asiatica
Lineage: Eukaryota; Viridiplantae; Streptophyta; Magnoliopsida; Lamiales; Orobanchaceae
Source: the annotation of a GenBank genome assembly